AUGGACGGAGUGGGAUCGUUCGGAGCGGGCCGGACCGGGUCUACCAUCGACCCGCUUUCCUUUGCCAAACAGCCGCAGACCAUUCUCAGAGUGCUGUCCUGGAUUUUUUCCCUGGUGGUCUUCGCCUCCAUUCUAAAUGAAGGUUAUGUGAACAUGGGUAGCGAGCGUCUCCACUGUGUCUUCAACAAGAAUGCGGACGCAUGCAACUACGGUGUGUUCGUGGGCCUGGUGGGCCUGCUGGCAUGUUCCUUCUUCUUCUUGGUCGACUUCAAGUUUUCCUCCAUCAGCUCUGUCAAAGACAGGAAGAAGGCUGUCAUGCUUGAGAUCGGCUUCUCAGGUUUCUGGACCUUCCUGUACUUUGUAAGUUUCUGCUUCCUGGCAAAUCAGUGGUCUCGGACCACGGCUGACGAGCUGCCGCUCAACCAAGGGGCAGAUGCAGCCCGUGCUGCAAUCGCCUUCUCUUUCUUCUCCAUAAUCACCUGGGCUGGCCUAACAGUGCGUGCAGUCCAGAAGUAUCUGCUGGGUACAGACAUGACCCUUUUCACCACGGAGCACAUGGACGGCGGCGCGCCCACUCAACCGUACCCCUCCAAUUCACCAGUAGGCGGCACCACCGAGACUACAGAGACCUACCAGAGCCCGCCCUUUACCGAGAACAACGCAGCUCCCACAUACCAGGUUCCCAUUUACUAAAUGAGACAGACCUGAAGGAGGAAGAGGAAGAUGGGGAGAUGGAAGAAAGGAAAGUUCAAGAUAUUUGCUUUCUGUGAUGUUACACGUGCAGUUGUUUUGAUCUGGGCUGAG
This is a messenger RNA of Scomber japonicus (chub mackerel), 804 nucleotides long. It is a transcript of the gene syngr3a, whose product is annotated as synaptogyrin 3a. The transcript is spliced from 4 exons. The record is from RefSeq and is a predicted model, not a curated record. Lineage: Eukaryota; Metazoa; Chordata; Actinopteri; Scombriformes; Scombridae. Bases 1 to 693 code for a protein of 230 amino acids. Gene Ontology annotation, cellular component: neuromuscular junction; synaptic vesicle membrane.